GGAUGGGGCAGCAGCUACGGCGGUUCCAGACCCUGCUCGCCCUGCUGGGGGCCCUGCUCCUGACCGGGGCGGCCUGGGGCUUCGACGACAGCCCAGCCAGCACCAGCGACGCCGAGGAACCGGCCGACCUGCAGGAGAACUCUGCUAAGGAAGCCCCAGCCAAGAGAAGUGGAACACGUGAACGUAGCCCAAGUGCUCCCCCAAAACAAGAUUCUGAAGUAUUUCCUAGUAACGAUUUCAACUAUGAAGAAUACUGCGCAGCCAAAGCGGUCACUGGCCCUUGCCGUGCAGCCUUUCCACGCUGGUACUUUGACAUUGAGAACACCACCUGUGCUCAUUUCAUCUAUGGAGGCUGUCGAGGCAAUAAGAACAGCUACCUGACCCAAGAAGACUGCAUGACGAAAUGUUUUGGCAAGCAUAACCAUAAGUCAUCUCAUCCUGUCAUGCCACAUUCCACCAAAGCUGUGGCCUUGGCGGUGCUGCUGGCAGUGAUGGCAGCCAUCCUUUUGGGAGCAAUGGUGGUCAUCUUUAUCAAGAUAGCCCGGAAGCACCAGAUGAAUGCCUUCAACACGGUGUGGAGCCCCAUAGAUGACAAGGAGUACUUGGUGAAGAGCGCUUACGCCCUCUGAGGAAGCUGAGGGUCCCCCACCCUGCAGGCAGCAGUAUCCCUCUCCUGCUUGGCCACGUGGUCCUUUCCAUGCAAGCUGCCACAAGGGCACAAAAAGCCCUCAAUGAAGUGUAAAUGUGAGAAAUUGUUGGGUGAGGGGAAGAAGGGAAAGCGAAUUGUAGAAAGGCCAUGUUUUUGGUGUUUUUAUUUUCUCUUUAGUUUUUUAAGUGUGAUUAAUUUGUGUAUGACUUUUGUAAUUCCAAGAGGCAAGUGAGCACACUUCCUAGUUCGGUUGGGCGGAUGGGGGGAGUGGGGUUAGGGGGCAAAGGGCAUUUUGGCUUAGAAAUAUUUUUAAAGAAACCAAAACAGAUUUUUAUUUUAGGAUUCUGAAAGGGAGGGGUUAGAGGAAGAACCGUGAAAGAUUAAUAAAAGUGCCUUCUCUUUGAAAAUACA
Messenger RNA from Phascolarctos cinereus (koala), 1060 nucleotides. Lineage: Eukaryota; Metazoa; Chordata; Mammalia; Diprotodontia; Phascolarctidae. The record is from RefSeq and is a predicted model, not a curated record.